Molecule: messenger RNA, 1650 nt
Organism: Olea europaea var. sylvestris
Lineage: Eukaryota; Viridiplantae; Streptophyta; Magnoliopsida; Lamiales; Oleaceae
Product: NPL4-like protein 2
Exons: 2
Coding region: 206-1438 (410 amino acids)
Biological process (GO): ubiquitin-dependent protein catabolic process
Cellular component (GO): nucleus
Molecular function (GO): ubiquitin protein ligase binding; ubiquitin binding
Source: RefSeq, a predicted model, not a curated record
GAAUUCACUUCUCAGCUGCGCGGUUAAUUCGAAUCAGUUAUUUUCUUCUUCUUGCUGCACAAGAGAUUCUCCCAGUUCUUUACUCCACGGGCACGCAUAAACAGAGACCUAUAUGUGCAUGUAUAUUCUCAUAAUUCAUCCGUAAACCCAGAAAUUUCUGUUGAGGGAUUUGAAUUAAUCGAAAGUAUAUUAUAGGUUAGUGAAGAUGAUGAUUAGGAUCCGAAGCCGGGAUGGGUUGGAGCGGGUCCGUAUCGACAACGCGCAAGCCACCGUCGGUCAACUCAGGUCUGCAAUCGAGUUGCAGCUCCGGGUUCCGACCCAUUCCCAAACCCUGUCAACUAAUCAAAAUCUUCUUUUGGCCAAAACCCUAGCUGAAAUAACCCGGUUCACUGACAUGUUGGAUCAUAAUACCCGGAUCUCGGCUCUUAACAUUGGGCAUGGAUCUGUAGUUUAUCUAGCUUAUGAGGGGGAACGGACGGUUACGGGGCCUGUGUUCAACCCGGCUGGGUCUUUCGGCAGGAAGAUGACCGUCGAUGAUUUGAUUGCGAAGCAGAUGCGAAUCACUCGACAGGAAAACCCGCAUUGUGAGCUUGUUUCGUUUGAUCGUGAUGCGGCGAAUGCUUUCCAGAAUUAUGUGAAUGAAACCCUUGCUUUUGCUGUAAAGCGGGGUGGGCUUAUGUACGGGACGGUCUCUCCAGAGGGGAAAGUGGAGGUGGAUUUUAUUUACGAGCCGCCCCAACAAGGUACGGAGGAAAAUUUAAUUCUUUUCCGCGAUCCAGAUGAGGAGAAGUUGGUUGAAGCAAUUGCAUUGGGGCUGGGGAUGAAGAGAGUGGGCUUCAUAUUCUCGCAGACAGUGAGUCAGGAUAAGAAGCACUAUACAAUGUCGAAUGCGGAGAUUUUACAAGCAGUGGAACUGCACACAGAAAGUGAUUUGAAGGAGUGGGUGACUGCUGUAGUGAAGCUGGAGGUGAACGAAGAUGGUGGAGCGGACGUGCAUUUUGAGGCGUUUCAGAUGAGUGAUAUGUGUGUUCGGCUGUUUAAAGAAGGGUGGUUUGAGAAGGAUAUCCGAGGGGAGGUGGACCCGAAGUUGUCCAGAAUGACAAAAGAUGUGGUGGUUGCAGGGAAGGAUACUAGAGAGGUUGACAACGACUUUUUCUUGGUUGUUGUCAAAAUAUUUGAUCACCAGGGGCCACUUUCAUCAACAUUUCCUAUUGAGAACAGGAAUGUCCCAGUACCAAUGCAGGCAUUGAAAACCCAUCUCGAUCGAACAAAGAGUCUCCCCUUCGUGAAGCGAAUUUCGGAUUUCCAUCUGCUGUUGUUGAUUGCCCGGUUUUUAGAUGUCAAUGCUGAUGUUCCUGCAUUGGCAGCAUGUGUACAGGCGCAGGCCACUAUACCAGAAGGAUUCCAGCUCCUGAUCGAAUCUAUAGCCAGUUCUUGAUGCAGGAUGUCGUGUAUUAUCUCUCACUUCACUCGAAAGGGAAGUCAGUUAUGAAUCUUGAACAUGGGCAAUAUGCUCUGGUAGAUUCACCUGUGUAACUAAAAUCGGAACACUGUAGUACUUCAAUUUAUUUGGGGUUAUGGUGUUGCUGUAUUCUGUAUUUAUUAUUAUUCAAUUACAUGCUUUGGUUAAGUCUUUGAGCCGAGUUCAUC